Molecule: messenger RNA, 327 nt
Organism: Pongo pygmaeus (Bornean orangutan)
Lineage: Eukaryota; Metazoa; Chordata; Mammalia; Primates; Hominidae
Gene: TAL2
Product: TAL bHLH transcription factor 2
Exons: 1
Coding region: 1-327 (108 amino acids)
Biological process (GO): regulation of transcription by RNA polymerase II
Molecular function (GO): protein dimerization activity; DNA-binding transcription factor activity, RNA polymerase II-specific; RNA polymerase II cis-regulatory region sequence-specific DNA binding
Source: RefSeq, a predicted model, not a curated record
AUGACCAGGAAGAUCUUCGCAAAUACCAGGGAGCGGUGGAGGCAGCAGAAUGUCAACAGCGCCUUUGCCAAGCUGAGGAAGCUCAUCCCCACUCACCCUCCAGACAAAAAGCUGAGCAAAAAUGAAACGCUUCGCCUGGCAAUGAGGUAUAUCAACUUCUUGGUCAAGGUCUUGGGGGAGCAAAGCCUGCAACAAACGGGAGUGGCUGCUCAGGGGAACAUUCUGGGGCUCUUCCCUCAAGGACCCCACCUGCCAGGCCUGGAGGACAGAACUCUGCUUGAGAACUACCAGGUUUCUUCACCUGGUCCAAGCCACCACAUUCCUUAG